CCCAUCUUUACCACUUUCCCUUCGAUACCCAUAAUGAACGCCCUCAAGGCACUCAAUAGAUUCUAUUCCAAGUCUUACGAGAAAGCCCCAUUCAAAACGCUAUGUGUCACUAAUGGAUGCCUGGCCGUUGUCAGUGAUGUAACCGCUCAGACCAUAACGUACGUCAACUGGAAGAGGUCGAUGGAGAAUAAGGCUACCAAUCUAGAUGAACGACUUCCACCUAAGCUUCAAGAACACGAAGAUCUCAAACCUCGUCCACCACGUAUGUUUGAUCCUUAUCGCACAUUACGUUUUGCUCUGUACAACAUGGCCGUCGCUCCCAUCGUAGGACGAUGGUUCAUGUUUCUGGAAGCUCGAUUUCCUAUGCCAGCCGUUGCGCAAGCUACCAAAUCAUUGAUCAAACCUUCCGACAUGGUGACGUUGAAGCGUAUGAUAACCGAUCAAACACUCUUCGCUCCAAUGAGCUUGUGUCUGUUCUUUUCCGUCAUGGGUUUUGUCGAAACAAAAUCAGUCGAAGGCGUUAAGGAGAAAUUCAGAGAUGCCUACAGCCCUGCUCUCAAGGCAAACUAUCAACUCUGGCCACUCGUACAGUUGGUGAACUUUAAGUUUACACCCUUGCCAUAUCGUUUGCCUGUGGUCAGCACGGUUGGAAUAGCGUGGAACUCUUAUCUAAGCUGGCUGAACAAUGCGUCCAAGGAAGAAGAGAUUGCCACCCAAAACUUCGAGAAAGCGGAAAGGCAGUACGACGGAACACGAGGAGAGCAGAUCAAGCUCGAGAUCUGAGGACGAUCCAAAAAGUAACACAUUGCAAUGAAUCCGGCCAUUGCAACAAUGUACCAUAGCUAUUCUUUUGUAUAUGCAUAUUAACAUUUAUUGUGGGGAUGGCGUUCGAAAGGACUGUUCAUAACAUUAUCGCACUUUCUGGUAUAAUAAAAUCACUUUGCACGUAAUGAGCUGGCCCGUGCUUUCGUGGAUCCUUGUCAGAGGCAGUUCAUUUUGCAACACAAAGGCAGCCUCUCCGUCAUUUAUUC
This is a messenger RNA of Umbelopsis ramanniana AG, 1031 nucleotides long. RefSeq lists its product as uncharacterized. Lineage: Eukaryota; Fungi; Mucoromycota; Umbelopsidomycetes; Umbelopsidales; Umbelopsidaceae. The record is from RefSeq and is a predicted model, not a curated record. Gene Ontology annotation, cellular component: membrane; cytoplasm. The transcript has a single exon. Bases 34 to 783 code for a protein of 249 amino acids.